Molecule: messenger RNA, 2023 nt
Organism: Sardina pilchardus (European sardine)
Lineage: Eukaryota; Metazoa; Chordata; Actinopteri; Clupeiformes; Clupeidae
Product: ADP-ribosylhydrolase ARH1-like
Exons: 4
Coding region: 106-1374 (422 amino acids)
Source: RefSeq, a predicted model, not a curated record
GCAGAAGGAAAUGAGCCUGUUUCCUGUUUUGGGGAGUUGUCUCCCCUUUCUUCAACCAUACAGCCUUCUUUGGGAUAACUCUGUUUCACGUCACAAUGCUAUGAAAUGUCGGUUAUUCAUUUGGGCAAGAUCUGGAUAGAUCUGCCAAUUUGGAAAGGGAUCGGUUUAGUCAGAACGCCUCACAAUUUUGCAACCCCACAGCCUUCACGAACUUACCAAAAGCGCCCGUCACGCGAGUCCUUGCAUGGGAACGAAAUGGCAUUAUCAUGUUUGAGAAGCAAGCUGGACAUGCCUGAGGGAUCCACUCUGCAAGAGAGGUACCAAGCCUGCAUGAUCCUGAGUGGAGCUGGAGAUGCACUGGCGUACAACCGCGGCGACUGGGAGUUUCAGCCAAAUGGUGAAAAAAUCCAUAAGGAGGUAGCAGCGAAAGGGGGCUUGGAGAACCUGAAUGUCAAGGAGUUUCCGAUUAGUGAUGACACGGUCAUGCACCUUGCAACAGCUGAAGCCUUAGCGGAGACUGGAAAAGACGCAUCAGAAAAAAACUUGUAUGGCACCUUGGUCAAAAAAUACCUAAAGUGCAUGGAUGAUAUGGAGGGAAGGGCCCCAGGUAACACAUGCAUGAGAAGCACUGUCUUUUUAAGGGCAAACCAGGGGGGAGACUGGAGGAUCCCUUUCAACGAAGUUGGUGGGGGCUGUGGGGCUGCCAUGAGGGCCAUGUGUGUGGGCCUGCGCUUCCCUGGGCCCGAGCAAGAGCACCUCCUGGUGGCCGUGAGUGUGGAGAGCGGCCGCAUGACCCACCACCACCCCACGGGCUACCUGGGGGCGCUGGCUGGUGCACUGUUCACAGCCUAUGCGGUGAGGGGCUCACCCCCAGUAGAGGCCUGGGGCCAGGGUCUGAUGAAGGUGCUGGAGAAGGCCAAGGAGUAUGUGCAGCAAGACGGGUAUUGUGUUGAAGAAAACAUGAAACAAUGGGACUACUUUGGGGACAGCUGGAGAAAAUACCUUGAGCAAAGGGGAAUCCUCGAAGGGACUGGAAAAGCCCAGUUUCCAGAUGACUAUGGAGUGACGGCGAGGGAGGUUUUCUACAAGUCAGUCAGCUUCAGGGGAACAGGCGGUGCCAGCGGACAUGACGCACCUAUGAUCGCCUACGACGCACUGCUGCGGGCCGGGGACUCGUGGACUGAGUUGGCCAAUCAUGGCUUCUUCCACGGAGGUGAUAGUGACUCCACUGCCGCCAUUGCUGCUGCCUGGUGGGGUGCCCUCUACGGCUUUCACAACGUGCCCCCCAAAAACUACAAAAAGCUGGAGUACUACAACCGCCUAUUCAAUGUGGCAGAUAAGCUUUACAAGUUGAGGGGUAUGCCACUCUCAUGAUGGCAGGAUUCUGGAUGAUGCUGUAUUAUCUAUUUGUUUGCUUUACCUGUGAAGCCCUUAAGGUUAUACAGUCCCCUCCAAAAGUAUUGGAACACAUGCUAAUGUUAACUAUAAAAUCAUAUUUUGGAAAUUGAUCUUCAUGCCUUAAAUAAUAAUAAUAAAAAAUAUGAGGAAAUAUCCCUACUCUUCGCAGAGAGUCUGGCCUAGCUCCAUUGUCAAACGUUUAUUUCCUGGUUUGUGGACGCUUGUCUGAAGUUUGAAUUCAUUGGAGUUCAAUCGCUAACAUUUGAUAAUGACGUAUGAUGAUAACCACGGGGGACACAAUGAUAACAAUAGGCUUGAAACUUAAAUGUAAUCGCUCUUGGGAACGCCCUCUGUUCGCUGAUUGGGCGGAGAUGCACUUGCCAGAGUAAACGAAGCUCAAUCAAGCUAUACCAGACAGAGAAUGAAGAGAGAUGUACAGUACAGUAAAUGAGCGGAAGUACAGUGCGUAUGUCAGGCGGGGGCCACGGGCCAGGCUAUAUGAAAAGGUCUGUCAUUAGUCAACAUUCAGUAAGUUCAGUCUGAUGCUUCUUAAUGGUUUUUUGUGCGUUCAAACACACACACAGUCAAUGUCCUCAGUCGAAAACAACAAUGUAGCCCCAAUGUA